Messenger RNA from Anopheles aquasalis, 857 nucleotides. It is a transcript of the gene Mrm2, whose product is annotated as Mitochondrial rRNA methyltransferase 2. Gene Ontology annotation, biological process: RNA methylation. Gene Ontology annotation, molecular function: rRNA (uridine-2'-O-ribose)-methyltransferase activity. The record is from RefSeq and is a predicted model, not a curated record. Lineage: Eukaryota; Metazoa; Arthropoda; Insecta; Diptera; Culicidae. Gene Ontology annotation, cellular component: mitochondrion.
CCUCGUAAUGAUGUUAUGUAUACAACAUUAGCUGCAUCUCGGGCAUCGCCCGAUCCGGCUUUCCAAAACAAAAAUGUUGAUUCGAAGAUUUAGUAAUUUUGGAGCGCGGAAUUUUGCGAAGGUCGUCCCGAAUAACCUGAAAGGAAAGAGCAAAAGUUCUCAAGAAUGGCUAACGCGCCAGCUGCGAGAUCCGUACGUGGAACGGGCCAAAAUGAUGAAUUAUCGGUGUCGAAGCGCUUUCAAGUUACUGGAAAUCGAUGAAAAAUAUGGACUCAUAAAACCGGGCCACACAGUCAUCGAUUGCGGAGCAGCUCCCGGUUCCUGGACACAAAUCGCGGUCAAGCAAUCGAACGCAGAUGGUGCAUCUGACGGUAAACCGAAAGGCAUGGUAAUCGGAGUCGAUCUUCUGCAGAUCUACCCGAUCGAGCAUGCUAUUCUGUUCGGAAACAGCGACUUUCUGCGAGAGGAAACGCAAAACAAGCUGCGAACAACGUUGGGCGACCGGCGGUUAAAUUGCGUGCUCUCGGAUAUGGCCCCGAACGCCACCGGUAUCCGUGCGUUGGAUCAGGAGAACAUUACCACCCUGUGCUACUCGGUUCUUCGGUUUGCCUUGUUGAUGUCCUCGCCCAAGGCCUCUCUGUUGAUGAAGAUCUGGGACAACGGGGAUGUGCCCAAGCUGGAAAAGAGCAUCAGCGAGUACUACGAUUCCGUGAAACGCGUGAAACCUCGCGCCAGUCGGGACGAUUCUUCGGAGAAUUUUAUUCUGGCACGCGGCUUUCGGGGAAUCCAGCGGUAACUGGAGGGCGAAUUUGCGUAGUUGAUUUAGUUAAAAAUUAAAACCUGCCAUCCAUUAGAAA